CCUUCAACCCCCAGACCAUCCUUCCACUUCCUACAAUUCCCUGCCAUAUCCACCAUACCACUUCCCACUUCUGCCACUAGUGAGGCAGGGGGCAUACAGACAACAGCCUCUUUUAUUACACAAUCCUGAUUCAUCCCCAGACAAUCAUCCACACUGAAUGAGGUGGAGGUUUUGUGGAAAAACACUAUAUGAUCAUGCGACUCAAGACUGUAUCAUAAUGCAUAUAUAUGCACAAGGGAUCUGAUCUAAAGUUGCAUGUGCAACCUUAAUUCUGGAAUUUCCUAACUUUUCAGUGUUUGAUUUGCAACUGGAACAUACUUUUUAAUCAUUUAUUUGUAUGUAAAUAUACCUUGAUAUUACAAGAUCACAUAAUGAUUUCAGUUCAGUUCAAUAAUACUUCAUUGGCAAAACAGCUCAAUGAAGUGUUGCCAAACUAUGUAAGGAGACAACGCCCUGAGGUAUGUGUCAGAGGGUAAGUACAAUCUGCCCAGGAUACAGCUUCACCAUGUUCCGAGAUUUUUUUUAAUCCCUUUGUUCAUUUGGCAUUAUUGUCCAAGGCUGACUGUAUGGCAGAUUGCUAUGUAACAUGAUGCAGUCUAUCUGUGCUCUAUAUAUCAUUUCUCCCAGAUUUAUGCAGUUUUUCUUUGAUGUCUGUUUCCUGAAAAGUCUAUUUGAUGAGACAUCUUUUUCAGACUCCUGCAAUACUUUGACACAGUGGGACAGAGCAGAACUAUUCACCAGGAACUUUCUUGUUCUUCAGACCUCAAGUUAGGCCCCCUAAGAUUCCUUCACCAAGGAAAGUUCUAUCUCAUCAUCUUUAUAGUGCUCUUCUGCAUGAUGACUUGUAACACAGUAGUGCCCAAAAUUUGUUACAUGGUGUACAAGCAUGUAAGAUGACAGUGCCUGCUCCAAAGAGUUUACAGUGUAAAAUCUUUUUUGAGUUUUCUUUGCUAUUAAGAUGCAGCAUUGACCAAAAUAAUUAUUAGUCAUUUCUGACUGAGCCCUUGGCUACACUUGCGAGUUAUAGCGCUGUAAAGGCUCCCCCAGCACUGUAACUCACUCCCCGUCCACACUGGCAAGGCAUUUGCAGCGCUGUAUCUCCGUGGUUGCAGCGCUGCAUGUACUCCACCUCUCCGAGAGGAAUAGCAAGUAUUACGCUGCCGCUGCAGCGCCAGUGUGACCGCCCAAUGCGCUGUGAAUGGCCUCCAGAAUUAUUCGGCAGUAUCCCACAAUGCCUGUUCUAGCCACUCUGGUCAUCAGUUCAAAUUCUGCCCUGGCCUCAGGUAAUCAACCAUGUGACUGACCCUUUACAUUCCCUGGGAAUUUUAAAAAUCCCCUUCCUGUUUGCUCAGCCUGGCGUGGCGUGGAGUGCUAUCAGCGAAUCUUUCCAGGUGACCAUGCCUCCACGCGCCAAGUGAGCCCCAGCAUGGAGCAAUGGCGAGUUGCUGGUCCUCAUCAGUGUUUUGGGGGGAGGAAGCUGUACAGUCCCAGCUGCGCUCCAGCCGUAGGAAUUACGAUACCUUUGGGAAGGUAUCAAAGGACAUGAUGGAAAGGGGCCAUGACCGGGAUGCCCUGCAGUGCAGGAUUAAAGUGAAAGAGCUGCGGAGUGCCUACCGCAAAGCCCGCGACGCAAACAGCCGCUCGGGUGCUCCUCCCGCGACCAGCCGAUUCUACGAAGAGCUGGAUGUGAUACUUGGGGUUAACCCCACCUCCACUCUGAGCACCACCAUGGACACUUCAGAGCCGAUGUGGGGGGGCGAGGAGGAGGAGGAAAACGGGAGUGAUGGUGGUGGGCCGGAUGGAGACACCCCGGAAUCCAUGGAGGCAUGCAGCCAGGAGCUCUUCUCGAGCCAGGAGGAAGGUAGCCAGUCGCAGCGGCCAGUACGUGGUGGAGGUACCAGGAAGAGCAGGUUCCUGCUGCAUCAACCUUGAGACCUCAGCCGUCCCUCUUAUCGCCUGCUCAGAGACUGCAAAGACUCAGGAAGAGACCGCAAAAAAGCAAAGAAGACAUGCUGCAAGAAGUGAUGCAGCAGUCUAUUAAAGAGAAUGAGAAAGCACAGGACUGGAGGGAGAGAGAAAGCAGGAGCCGCCAGGAAAACGCAGCGCACCAGUGGCAAAGCACCGCGCACCGGCAGCAAAGCACCGAUAGGCUCAUAAGCAUCCUGGAGCGCCAAGCAGAUGCUAUCCAGGAGCUCGUAGCCAUGCAGAAAGAGGAGCAGUAACGCAAACGUCACCUCCCCACAGCCCUUGUCCCAAAACUCUUUCCGUUGUGCCCCACUGUCACCUCCAACCCACUUUCCCCAACUUCCAUGUUCUUCACGCCACCUGCUGCCUCCAACACCAGUAUCUUCACCACCCAGCCCUGAAAACCACGACCCUUGCCCUCUGCACUCAGCCCCCAUCACCAUGAAGUAUAGUUGUCCUGAAGUGUAGCAUUCACUGCACAGCACACCACACAGGACAUACGCAAAUCUGUGA
This is a messenger RNA of Malaclemys terrapin pileata, 2478 nucleotides long. RefSeq names its product zinc finger and SCAN domain-containing protein 20-like. Bases 1435 to 1932 code for a protein of 165 amino acids. Lineage: Eukaryota; Metazoa; Chordata; Testudines; Emydidae. The record is from RefSeq and is a predicted model, not a curated record. The transcript is spliced from 2 exons.